Messenger RNA from Populus euphratica (Euphrates poplar), 1728 nucleotides. RefSeq names its product cytochrome P450 734A1-like. The record is from RefSeq and is a predicted model, not a curated record. Gene Ontology annotation, molecular function: oxidoreductase activity, acting on paired donors, with incorporation or reduction of molecular oxygen; iron ion binding; heme binding. Gene Ontology annotation, biological process: brassinosteroid homeostasis; brassinosteroid metabolic process. The coding region runs from base 24 to 1589 and encodes 521 amino acids. Lineage: Eukaryota; Viridiplantae; Streptophyta; Magnoliopsida; Malpighiales; Salicaceae. The transcript is spliced from 5 exons.
UCUCUCUCUCUCUCUGUUUUAACAUGGUGGAGCUGUUGUUGUAUUACCACUGGCUUAUUAAGCUGCUUGCCAUCUCUUUCUUGGCAUUAGUUUUGUUGUUAAAGAUUGCAGUGUUACUUUGGUGGAGACCCCGAAGAAUUGAACACCAUUUUGCCAAGCAAGGAAUCAGAGGACCCCCUUAUCGUUUCUUCAUUGGCAACGUGAAGGAGAUCGUGGAAAUGAUGUUAAAGGCCUCUUCUCAACCCAUGCCUUUCUCUCACAACAUUCUUCCUAGAGUUCUCUCUUUUUACCAUCACUGGAAGAAAAUCUACGGUGCAACGUUUCUAGUGUGGUUCGGACCGACGGUUCGACUCACCGUGUCCGACCCAGACCUCAUUCGAGAAAUCUUUACUUCCAAGUCUGAAUUUUAUGAGAAGAUUGAGGCUCACCCUCUUGUUAAACAGCUCGAAGGUGAUGGACUUCUUAGCCUCAAAGGAGAAAAAUGGGCUCACCAUAGGAAAAUCAUAGCACCCACAUUCCACAUGGAGAAUCUCAAAUUGCUAGUUCCGGUGGUGGCAAAGAGCGUAACGGAUAUGCUGGAGCAAUGGUCGACAGUGUCAAAUUCCGACGAGGUGGAAAUUGAAGUGUCUGAAUGGUUCCAAACCCUAACAGAAGAAGUCAUUACGAGAACAGCAUUUGGUAGUAGCUACGAAGAUGGAAAGGCCAUUUUUCGAUUACAAGCACAGCAAAUGGUCCUUGCUGCCGUGGCAUUCCAAAGAGUUCUGAUCCCUGGCUACAGGUUCUUUCCAACAAAAAGAAACGUGAAUUCGUGGAAACUGGACAAAGAAAUCAGGAGAUCGUUGAUGAAGCUCAUAGAAAGGAGAAGAGAGGGCUCGAGCAUUAUCAACGAAACACAUCGUCAUGGUCCUAAGGAUUUGUUAGGACUAAUGAUUCAAGCCUCAAAUUCAUCUAAAGAUGUAACCGUACAUGACAUUGUUGAAGAGUGCAAGAGCUUUUUCUUUGCGGGCAAACAGACCACAUCCAACUUGCUGACGUGGACAACAGUCCUACUCGCAAUGCACCCGCACUGGCAGGUUCAAGCACGUGAGGAGGUCUUGAGGGUUUGUGGAUCACGUGACAUACCCUCAAAAGAUGAUGUUGCCAAGCUUAAGACGCUGACCAUGAUUCUAAAUGAAUCCUUACGGUUGUACCCACCGACGAUCGCAACAAUCAGACGGUCGAAAGCUGAUGUAGAGCUGGGGGGCUACAAAAUCCCCCGUGGGACCGAGCUCCUGAUACCGAUAUUGGCCCUUCAUCAUGAUCAAUCCAUAUGGGGCCACGAUGCAAAUGAAUUCAAUCCUCGUCGCUUCUCGAAUGGCGUGGCCCGAGCAGCAAAGCACCAUGUGGCGUUCAUUCCAUUCGGGCUAGGAGUCCGAACCUGCAUUGGCCAAAAUCUAGCCAUCUUGCAAGCCAAAUUAACACUCGCCAUAAUACUGCAACGAUUCUCUUUCAGAUUGGCCACUAGCUACCAACAUGCGCCAACGGUCCUGAUGCUACUUUACCCCCAACAUGGUGCGCCCAUCAUCUUUCAGCGCCUGCCCAAUCCAUGAUGAUCAAUCAUCAAAUACUCCAAUGAAAUCAAGGCUCAUCAUAAUAAACUUAUUCCUAUCCUUUCGUGAGAGCGUGCAAUUAAGAACUUCAGCGAGUUUCCCAGCAAAAUAUAUAAUAUUGUUGCCAUUAAAAUAUCCA